AUGCAGAUGAUGCUGGACUCACCGGGGCAACACGUAGCUGGGUCUGCGAACACUGCAACCAGACUUUUCGUCGCGCUGAACAUCUGCAACGACACGAGAGGCGACAUCUUGGCCAUCUUCCCUUCCAUUGCCCGCUUUGUGCUCGACAAUUCUCCAGGAGGUACUGCAAGCGCGACGCGUCAGCAAAACCCCAGAGAAAGUUGCAAACUGCCGCGCUGGCAAAAGCAACUGAUGCAGACGAGUUCACAUCAUGGAGAAUCAAUUCGGGACACCCCGCACAUGAACCGGGAAUCCGUACACCGCCAAGACCCUUUCGGCGCCGUAGGCGGCUGCGUCAUGUAUGAUCACGGCAUUAGUGGAGCGUUUGCGCCGUCGGUGCCCGUAGCUUCAACGUCAUUUGGCAACCUCCAGGACGACCAAGACACCCUGAACCACGAAACGCCAGACGCACUGCUGGAAUAUCGGCUCGAGCCAGCCUUGGCGGGCACGCUUGUACCAACACACAAUGUCGCGCCAACUUUGAACACGACCGGAUCCUGGUUCUAUCCAAUCCCAACCUGGGAGUAUGGGAUGGACAUUGAUAUUGAAGGCUUCAGAGCUCCUACUGAGACUCGGUAUGCCAAGAUGCCGGAUACGUACGAUGAGAAAGAAGGGCUUGCGUCUCAGGAUGCAACAUUUGCUACGAAUACAUCCGUCAUCAGUCUCCGGCUGAGGGAACAAUUGCCACGAUACGUGUCAUCAAUGAUAGACGACAAUGACACCCUUGCGGCAGAAACCCAUUUUCAUGUUCCACAGUUCUCCAACGUGCUUUUCUUCGAGUAUACCCAUCAACAAAUUCCCGUUCUUCACUUGGCUACCUACAAUCCCAACUAUGAGUCUUGGAUUCUUGUUCUAGCUGUGGGCGCUGUGGGUAGUCAGUAUUCGCAGGUCGGUUGUAAUCCUCGUGUCAUUGGUGAUCUUGCCUUUGGGCAAGCCGUACUUCUGAGUCAACUCCUGUUGCAGUGUAGUGGCGGCCUCGCAAGUUCGCUACGCUCUCAGUACCAAAAGGGAAUCUUGACUGCCAUUUGUCGCUCGGUUGUUUCCAAAAAUGGUUCUUUGUUCCGCACAGGCAAAGCUGUAAGCCAACCAUGGCGUCGUGCUGAGGACUGGCACAAAUGGAUUGAGCAAGAGUCUUGGACGCGUUUGGCAUUCUUCUCCCUAUUUUUGGAACAUAUGCAAUCUGUUAUUUGGGAUAUCAAUCCACCCAUCGAAGUAGCUGACAUUCAUCGACAACUGCCCGACAGCGACCGCUUGUGGGCAUGCACUUCGGCUAUCGAGUGGGAGAAGCAGAGGAUGAUAUAUCCUCCCCAGAUCACGAUGCCCACAUUUGCGGAUUUAUUCACCAGCGAAGAAACUUUCCAAAGCUACUGCAAAGAUCUCGAGGAGCCCGCGCGUAUAAUUGUCAUGUCGACGGUAUUCUCAGAGGAGAAGAAGUUGCAACGCGACGCUCAAGGGUGGCUACAUCAGCGCAUUCUCAAACAACACGGUAUUGCGCCUGGGAAAGGCCGUUCUUGCUCUACCGCUCUAUUCCCUCUUGACCAAGAGUUUGAAAUGGUAUCCCAAAACUUACCAGACCUUGCGCCGUCUACAGAGAUUCUCCACAAAACAUAUCAUACCAUCUCGAUCCUUCGCAGAGUAUCGCAGACAGAGCUCUAUCUCUACUUCGGGUGGAUGACGACACCUGAGGUUACACAGCAAGCAAGGGAGAACCUGGCUUACUGGAUUCAGAAUGACCUGCAGAGUACGAAGGACUGCCUGCUACACGCCGCCUCGCUGUUCCGUCUGAUCCGAGAUCAGAAGGUGACUGCGUUCAGUGACCCGUUUUGCCUCUUGAUAGCGACAAUAUUCAUGCGAGUACUGGUCGACCUUGACGAUGCGGCAAUGAGCCAGGUGAACGACCAGUACCCGAUUCUCCGAGUCGACCAAGAGAUCGAAGACGAUGUUCGAACUAGUUGGCUGAAAGGAGCGACGCAGUUUCGACUCUACGUAACAGGCAUCGGACUUUUGGACGGAUCGCGAAGCGCGCAACGGAUUGUGAAGGAGGCAAUUCGGAUCUUGAACCGGGAUACAGGCUGGAAAGAUCUCUGCUCAAAUGUUGCAUCGACACUUGGGCAUCUACUAUGUGGAUCUGUCCCGAAAACCCCAGACAUGACACCUUGAUCCUUGGGUCUAUCCCACUACCACCAAGAAAGUUGUGGAGGCUUGCGCCGCGACGAAACAUAGGUACAGUGGGCCGGCGGCAUUUACACUGAUCUCGGAUGUCAGGGCUUGGAGAUCGGUGAUGCGAAAGCACUGCUCUGGGUCUGGUUUCUAUAAUUUGGCUCCGGUCCAUUUCAGGGAUGUGGCAGCGACCAUGGGGAAUGGCUCGUAUAUCUUGCCUUCCAUGUUUGACCAUGGGACGGCUGAGUAUCCAAGAGAUUUCUCCUGGUUAACUGACCUAUUUAGGCAGCCACCGACAGAAUAUGGUGUUGAACUC
Verticillium dahliae VdLs.17 is the source of this 2515-nucleotide messenger RNA. RefSeq lists its product as uncharacterized. Bases 1 to 2199 code for a protein of 732 amino acids. NCBI's taxonomy places the organism in Eukaryota, Fungi, Ascomycota, Sordariomycetes, Glomerellales, Plectosphaerellaceae. Gene Ontology annotation, molecular function: zinc ion binding; DNA binding. The record is from RefSeq and is a predicted model, not a curated record. Gene Ontology annotation, biological process: DNA-templated transcription. The transcript is spliced from 7 exons.